AUGUCUUUAGAGGAAAUCAAGGACAUAUUGAAAGACAAUCUAGAGAAAAGAGGAGUGCUCAACAAAAUUAGAGCAAAUUUAAGAGCAGAAAUUUUUAAAACAUUUGAGGAGCAAGAUCAUGAUGAGACCACAGAGUAUUGGUUAAAAAAACAAAGUUCAAAACCCAAGCCCUCCGAUAUUCAAUUUCUUAUUAAUGAACUAUUCAUAGAGUAUUUGGAAUACAAUAAUAUGGACUAUACAAAAUCUGUUUUCCUAAAGGAAUGCAAUCAACCACAGGAAAGACUAGAUAAGCGAUUUCUUGCUCAUGAGUUGAACAUUAGAAAAACAUAUGACGAGAUGGAUGAGGAUGGUGACUCAGUUCCACUCUUGUACUCUAUCAUUCACCGAUUAAGGAAUGAGAAUGUGAGAGAGAGGAGGAAAGACAUGGCCAACGAAAGAAAAUUGCAAUCAGAUACUAGCGACAUUUACCAAAAACCAAUUCUCCACAUGGAGCCAAACAAAGCCCAAGAUGAAAUUGAUAGGAUACAAAAAGGUAUUCCUCCAACCAAACAAAGAUUGUUUCCAAGUCAACCAAAUGUAAAUAGACAUGUAAAGCAAACAUUUCAAACUAUAGAUUCAAAAAAAAUAGAUUUAAAUUCUAGCUCCAUAUCCUCCUCAAGCUCCUCUCCUAGAAGAUCAGAUGGAGAUGAAGUAGACUAUGCUCUCUCUAAAUUAAUUCAACAAAAUUCAAAACUGUCAAGAUUACAAAAGAAAACUUCACCUACACACCCUGGCACCGGUUUGGAGAGAAUGAUACAAGAGCCAAAAAGUUCUAGAAUGUUCAACAUCAACAGAGAGAGACAUAAUCAUGAGGAUAGUUUUUGUGAUGAUCAGUCAACCAGCUCGGAUUUUUCAAUUGGACCAAAUGACAAACGGAUAAGAACUGGGUUGCCUCAAUUCUCUAUUACCCCCUACAGAGGGGAUGAUUCACAUCUCGAUGAUUCUGUUGAGCUAGUUUAUAAACGUUAA
Molecule: messenger RNA, 1008 nt
Organism: Naegleria gruberi
Lineage: Eukaryota; Heterolobosea; Eutetramitea; Acrasida; Naegleriidae
Exons: 1
Coding region: 1-1008 (335 amino acids)
Biological process (GO): regulation of DNA-templated transcription; microtubule anchoring
Cellular component (GO): centrosome
Molecular function (GO): DNA binding; protein binding
Source: RefSeq, a predicted model, not a curated record